AUGCAAAUGGGUUUGACCAGCGGUGCCGCCCCGUCCAGGGUUGACCAGCCCGCCGCCCCGUCCAGGGUUUACCAGCCCGCCGCCCCGUCCAAGGUUUACCAGGCCGGUGCCGCCCCAUCCAGGGUUUACCAGGCCAGUGCCGCCCCGUCCAAGGUUUACCAGCCCGCCGCCCCGUCCAAGGUUUACCAGGCCGGUGCCGCCCCGUCCAGGGUUUACCAGCCCGCCGCCCCGUCCAAGGUUUACCAGGCCGGUGCCGCCCCGUCCAGGGUUUACCAGGCCGGUGCCGCCCUAUCCAAGGUUUACCAGCCCGCCGCCCCGUCCAAGGUUUACCAGGCCGGUGCUGCCCCGUCCAAGGUUUACCAGCCCGCCGCCCCGUCCAAGGUUUACCAGGCCGGUGCUGCCCCAUCCAAGGUUUACCAGCCUGCCGCCCCGUCCACGGUUUACCAGGCCCGUGCCGCCCCGUCCAAGGUUUACCAGGCCGGUGCCGCCCCAUCCAGGGUUUACCAGGCCGGUGCCGCCCCGUCCACGGUUUACCAGGCCGGUGCCGCCCCGUCCAGGGUUUACCAGGCCGCCUAG
Molecule: messenger RNA, 576 nt
Organism: Anoplopoma fimbria (sablefish)
Lineage: Eukaryota; Metazoa; Chordata; Actinopteri; Perciformes; Anoplopomatidae
Product: translation initiation factor IF-2-like
Exons: 5
Coding region: 1-576 (191 amino acids)
Source: RefSeq, a predicted model, not a curated record